AGACAAUUGAACCUCCCCAUCAUGAAAUUCCGUUUCUGUGGUGACUUGGAGCCUCCUGCAUGGCUUUUGGCCGAGAUUCCAUGCAUUGCGCAAUCGGUGCAGAAUGGAGUGGAUUUGGAUGUCGUGACUGGCGCCAUCGUGUCUGCAAUCGUGAAAGCCGCCUCAUAUGACGAGGUCUUGGACCAUCUUAUUGCGGCCGUUGGCGAAGUCGAUGCCAAGGCCAUUCUCGUGUCGAUCAAGUGGAUUCUCGUCCACGCGGCCAAGUACAACGUCCAGGAAGGCGUGCUUCUGUCUGAAGUCCAGCAACUAGGAUUGCCUUCGGGUGUGGCUGGCACAUUAGCCUCGGUAUUUCACCUCCAUCAGCAAACGCUGCGCCGCCACUUGCAACUGCACAACCACCUGGUCUUGCCAUACAUGUCAUGUACGAAAUACUCAACCUUUUGUAGGCACCAGCAUCAUCGGCGGUACCUUGCAAAUGGGAGCUGUCGUACACGUUGGCGACGGAAGCAGCCACGGAGCUAGCCGCUCCGAGCAUCCAACUGACUCUGGGCCAGCCUGAAAAAACCAUUGCGUUUGAUCUGGACGUGCACACAUUUCGAGUGUUGCGCCAGGAACUGCACGCUGCACGGGCGUUGAUGGCGUCGUCAGCAUCGCAUGUAGAGUAGAGAAUAAGCGAAUAUGACACUCGAGAAAUACCA
Molecule: messenger RNA, 698 nt
Organism: Aphanomyces astaci
Lineage: Eukaryota; Oomycota; Saprolegniomycetes; Saprolegniales; Verrucalvaceae
Exons: 6
Coding region: 22-522 (166 amino acids)
Source: RefSeq, a predicted model, not a curated record